AUGAUUAAAUUUAGAAAUACUUCAAUUAUUACUCAAAGAAUUAUUAGAGUGCCAUUCCAAAGGUUUCUUAGCAUUCCCGGGAAUGGUGAUACCAAAAAAAGUCCCACUGCAAUUGUAUUAUUAAAUUUAGGUGGACCAUCAAAGUUAGAUCAAGUAGAAGAUUUUCUUACCAGAUUAUUUUGUGAUCCGGAUCUUAUUCCUAUUCCAUUUCAAAAAACAUUGGGUCCCAUAAUUGCAAAACGUAGAACUCCUAAAAUUCAAGAUCAAUAUGGAAAAAUUGGAGCCCCACAUAAGUCAUAUAUAGCAUUUCGUUAUGCAUCACCAUUAACAGAAGAUACAAUAAUUCAAAUGAAAAAAGAUGGUGUGAAACGGGCAAUCGCUUUUACUCAAUAUCCUCAAUAUUCUUGUUCAACCACUGGUAGUAGUUUAAAUGAAUUAUGGAGAAAAUCUGAAUUAUUUGAUUCGGAACAAUCAAUUCAAUGGAGUAUAAUAGAUCGAUGGCCAACUCAUUCCGGAUUAAUUGAGACUUCUUUACAAACAUAUCCUUCAGAAGUUCGUGAUAAAGUAAUUUUAUUAUUUUCAGCACAUUCAUUACCUAUGGUAGUAGUUAAUCGUGGUGACCCUUAUAUCUCAGAAGUUUCCGCUACGGUUCAUGCGGUAAUGGAAAGAUUAAAAUUUUCAAAUCCAUAUCGUUUAGUUUGGCAAUCACAAGUAGGACCUCAACCUUGGCAAGGACCUCAAACUGUUGAUGCAAUAUUAGGAUUUGGUAAAAAAGGUGAAAAUAAUAUUUUAUUGGUACCAAUUGCAUUCACAAGUGAUCAUAUUGAAACUUUAUUUGAAUUGGAUUUGGAAUAUGGUCAUGAAGCUGAGAAGGGUUUAAAAAGAGUAGAAUCACUUAACGAUGAUCCGGUGUUCAUUAAAGCAAUGUCAGAUAUUGUGAAGAGUCAUUUAGAUUCUGGAAAAGUUACAUCAACUCAAUUGUUAUUAAGAUGUCCAAUGUUAAAGAAACAAUAUCCUGGAAUAUUUCGUUCGGGAGGAGACCUCUUCGACUCCGAACUUUUAAGAAGUCCUGAAGCCGUCAAGGCUUUUAAUUCGUUCAUGGGCUUUCUCAAAGAAAAAAUAAUGAAAGCCAAUCCAACGGCCACUCACCAUUUUCUUAAAAAAUUGGCCAACAUGAAAAAAUUAACUCGUGUUUACACGCAAAAUAUUGAUAAUCUCGAGGAACCAGCUGGUUUAUUGGUAGAUUGGAAACUCGAGAAAGUCACGAAAUAUAAAGGUCAAGUGGUUCAACUACAUGGGUCAAUGGAAAGAUUGAGAUGUAUGAAUUGCACCAAUGAUUAUCCAUUCGAGACUCACUAUUGUGGAUUAUUCAAACAAGGGGACGCUCCUAGAUGUCCAAACUGUGAAGAGAGGGAAGAAAGUCGCAUAAAACAAGGAAGACGGCCGCACACAGUUGGUGAACUUAAGCCAACUGUAUUGCUUUACGGUGAAGAACAUCCGAAUGGAUAUGAAAUUGGUCAACUCGCCUCCCAAGACGAAAGCAUCAAGAGCCUUAUUAAGAAGUUUUCAAGGGCCGUUCAUAACCGUGGUGGGCAUAUUAUAUUGGUAAAUAAGACUGAUGUAAUGACAAAGGAGUGGAAUGGGGUGAUCGAUUAUCAAAUAGAAGGUGCAUGUGAUGAUUGGGUCAGAAUAGUGGAAGAAGAGUUGGAGAUGAUGGAGAGUACAUCAAGGAAGAUGAAGAGGAAGGUGAAUCCGACCGAACCGAGGGAUGUGAAAAAAUCGAGAGUUGCUAAGCCCACCACGGUUAGAAAAACAAAAAUUCCAAGUAAAGAUGAUCGACCUUCACUAAAAAAAGGAAAAACAUCUCCAAAUCAAGGAAGUGGUUUAUGUUAG
This is a messenger RNA of Diversispora eburnea, 1893 nucleotides long. NCBI's taxonomy places the organism in Eukaryota, Fungi, Glomeromycota, Glomeromycetes, Diversisporales, Diversisporaceae. The record is from the annotation of a GenBank genome assembly.